Molecule: messenger RNA, 4301 nt
Organism: Macrobrachium nipponense
Lineage: Eukaryota; Metazoa; Arthropoda; Malacostraca; Decapoda; Palaemonidae
Gene: DAAM
Product: disheveled-associated activator of morphogenesis 2-like
Biological process (GO): actin cytoskeleton organization
Molecular function (GO): small GTPase binding; actin binding
Source: RefSeq, a predicted model, not a curated record
UCAGUGACGGUGUAGGGUCUGUGAUGGGAUGACGUCAAAUCGACCUACUCUUGCGUAGUGAGAUACCGAGUGACGCUAGCAACUGGUGCAACAGUGAAAACUUAUUAAAGAAUUCUUAACAAUGGGGAGAUAUUUGGUUAAAACAAUGACUAUACUCUUCAGAAAGGGCUGAAAAUAAGUUGCAAAUUUACGCCAAACGUUUCUGUGUCUUGGGAGAUUUAUAAAAAUUAGUUUUUAAAAAUAAAAUUCAGGAGAUUUCAACGCCGUCAAGAUAGUGAUCCACAGACCGAGAUGAAGACUUGUGGGACAGUGUCACCUUCGUGAGAGAGAUUAUAAUCUCUGUUUACACCUAUUUUUUUCUCUCACUCUUUCUUUCUGUUUAACUCACUUCAAGAUGGACAGAUUAAAAGGAAUCCAAGAUGCGGUUGGCGGGGCCUUUGGGUCCUGUUUCCGGGGAGCGGAAAGUCCAGAUUGGUCCCAGACUACAGCUACUCUCUCUAAGCCUUGGAAUACAGUCAGGGAAGGCAUACAUAACAUUGCCUGGCCAGCCUGGGGAGACGUUAAAGAUAACCUGAAACCCGACUGGGACUCGAUCAAGAAAUUUCCAUCCGAAAAGAUUCCGGGUUGGUCCGACAUUCCGAAGCCAAACCUCAAGAGACCUUCCAUCAAUGGAUUCAGGUCGAGUCUGGACGACCUUCGGGAGAACUUCCACGAGCGCGUCUCCUCGCUGAGCGAGCGUGUGUCGUCCUCGGUCGACUGGUCGCAAGGCAGCAUCACGCGGUCGAGGUCCGCCGAUUCGAGGGCCGCAACCCACAGGUCGAGGAGCAGGACGGCGGCGUCCAAGAGAGCCAAGAUGAGGAGGUCGGAGUGGUACUCGUCCUGCUUCUGCUUUAAGGGGUCAGAGCCCCCCCAAAUCGAGCAUGUCGUGUCCGAGCAGCCACAGAUGGUUCAAAUGGCGCCACCACCCAACAUGGCGGACGAUUUGGAACCCGAAGAACUGCAGACGAAGGUCACAGAGUUGUUGGACGAGUUGGACUUGACGGCGACGCAGAAGAAUGGAAUCCUCAAUUUUCCACCCGAAAAGCAACUUCAGCUCCUUUACGACUACCACACGCUUCAGAGUACCAACAAGAAAAUCGAACGUCCAGAGGCGUACGUGGUCAAGCUGGAAGAAUACUCUGAACUGACAGUUCCUUCUGACCAAUACCAGCAACAUUCAUGGCUCAAGUACACGGAGGGCUUGAAGACUGCCCUGGCCACCCAAAGCAACACCUUCGUCAACGAGUUCAUGGAGGCUGGAGGCCUGAAAGCCCUCCUGCUGUUCCUGACGCGGAUGGACGACACCACCUUCCAGUCCAGUAUACAUACGCAGGUCAUAGCCUGCGUUAAGGCGCUUAUGAAUAACUCUAACGGCCGCAAGCACAUUCUGGCCCACCCGACGUGCAUGAACGUCAUAUCACAAAGCCUGAGUUCGGAGAACCUCAAGACCAAGACGAUGGUCCUGGAAAUCCUCGGAGGCGUGUGCCUGCUUCCAGGAGGUCACAAGAAAGUGCUGGAAUCCAUGCUCCACUUCCAGAAGUACGCCUGCGAGAGGACCAGGUUCCAGACCCUCAUAGUCGACCUAGACAGAUCCUGGGGCAACUACGUGGACGAACUGGCCCUCAAGAUUGCCCUUAUGUCCUUCAUCAACGCCAUCAUCCGAUGGGGUCCUGGUGAGGACUCCUUAGAGUUCCGAUUACACCUGAGGUACGAGUUCCUGAUGUUGGGGGUCCAACCAGUGAUAGAAAAGCUUCGGGGUCUGCAGAACGACAUCCUCGAUAAACACCUGGACGCCUUCGAGUUCUACAGAGCCGAAGACGAGCGAGAAUGGGCAAGAAGAUACGAGGAGGUCCACGUAGAUACCAAAAGCGCUUCUUCCAUGUUCAAACUCCUCCAGGGGAAACUCCAGUAUUCCGCGGCAUACCCACACUUCCUCAGCCUGCUUCAUCACCUACUACUGCUUCCAACUGACAUAGGGGCACCUGACCACUGGAUACUCUUCGAUCGAAUCCUCCAGCAACUUGUGACUCAGAGUGAGGACGGCCAAGACAGAGAGAUUGCCCUUCUCGACAUCAACGUUAACAGCAUUGUCAAACUAAUCACAAACGAAAGAGAACUAACGGAAAGCAAGAAGAAGAUCACGAAACUGGAGGAAGAUUUCGCCGACGUCGUCACUGAUCUGAACAAGAAGGAGCAGGAGCUCUUCACGGCCUGCCAGGAAAAGGAGGAACUCCUACAGACUCUGAACCAGGUCAGAGAACAGCUGGAGACAGAGCACAGAACAGUAUCAGAGACUCAACAGAGAAAUACAGAACUUGAAGCUCGGGUACACACCCUUACCCACCAGGUACAGCAGUUGGCUGCUGGGUCACUCUCCGAUGACGUCAAAGCUACCAUUGCUAAGGACUCAACAGAAACCAACGGCUCCAACGUGCCAUGUCCACCUCCGCCUCCUCCUCCGAUGAUGAAUGGAGGUCCACCUCCCCCUCCCCCCAUGAUGAACGGGGGACCUCCCCCUCCUCCACCCUUGAUGGGCAAGGGACCACCUCCCCCUCCUAUGAUGAAUGGAGGCCCACCUCCACCCCCACCUGGGCCCGGGGGUCCACCUCCACAGGGAAGUCGCAUGACCAGGCCGACAAAACAAAUACCCAAAUCGACCACCCAACUGCGUGCCUUCAACUGGGCCAAGAUGCCAGACUCCCGGGUGACAGGUACGAUAUUCGCCACCCUGGACGAAUCGCCCCUUUACAAAUUCAUGGACCUCGAGGAUAUUGACAGAACCUUCGAUGCCACCGUGUCCAAAAAGGGGAACGGAGAGGGCGAGAAGACGCUAGAAAGAUUGAAGUCUUGCCGAGCGGUCCAAGUCAGCGUUUUGGAAAACCGACGUCAGCAGAACUGCGCUAUCCUCCUCUCCAAGCUCAAGCUGACAAACGAGGAGCUUGUAAGGGUUCUCCUGAAGAUGGACAGCGACGGCGAAUUGGCGCCUGACAUGGUCGAACAGCUCCUGAAGUUCACGCCCACUGCCGAAGAGAAGAGCAUGUUGGAGGAACACGCCGAAGAAAUCGAAAACCUGGCGCGGGCUGAUCGCUUCCUCUACGAGAUCUCGAAGAUCGAACACUACGAGGAGAGAUUACGCUGUCUCUACUACCAGAAGAAGUUCAAGGAAAGGCUGGCUGAGUGCGAACCGAAGAUCCUGUCCGUCGUCAGCUCCACAAAAGAACUGAAGAGCAGCAAAAGGCUUAAGAAGUUCAUUGAAGUAGUGUUGGCCUUCGGGAAUUACAUGAACAAAGGUGCCAGAGGCGGAGCCUACGGCUUCAGGAUCUCUUCACUGAACAAACUGACAGACACGAAGGCUUCCAGCAAUCGCUCCAUAACGCUUCUCCAUUACAUCAUCCGCGUCUGCGAGAAACAAUGGAAGGAUAUUGUGAAAAUGGACGAAGAUUUCCCCAAUAUCAAAGAGGCUGCCAAAGUCAACAUCACCGAGCUCGAGAAGGAGAUCAACAGCCUCCGCCAAGGACUCGACUUCAUCGAGAAGGAGGUGUCGUGGCACAGGGCCCAAGGAUCCACCCCACCUGGAGACAGGUUCCGCCUCGCCAUGAACGAGUUCCUCGCCCUGGCCAAGGAUAAGCUCGUCAAUAUGGAGUCGCAGUUCGAGAAUAUGAAGACCCAGUUCCUCACCCUAGCAGCCAUGUUUGGUGAGGACGGUAAAUCGUCCCAGCCUGAGGACUUCUUCGGAACUUUCGACACGUUUAUCGAUACACUGAAGGACGCGAAGAGGGACCUGGAGAACAUGAAGAAAAAGGAAGAAGAAGAGGAGAGGAAGAGGAAAGAGGCAGAGCGCCGCGAAGUGGAGCGAGAAAGAAGAGCCAAAGAAAAGAGCUCCAGGAUGAACAACGGCCAACCCGGAGGAGGAGGCGUUGGAGGAAUUGGAGGCCAAGGCGGAGGAGGCGGAGGAGACAGCAGUUCCGGCGGGGAGAACGAGAACGACUUCGACGACCUCAUCUCGGCGCUGCGUUCGGGCGACGUCUUCGGCAAAGAUAUAGACAAGAUGCGCCGGAAGAAGAAGCACUCAUUCAGCGCCGGGACGCGGGAGAGGGACCGCGAGAGGAUCAUCGGGUCGCAUAAGUAUGCUUGAUGUCGGGCUGCCGAAGGAGGCGCCGACGGCGACGGCAAGAAGAAAAACAACGACCCCGUGGACGACGGCCAGGAGAGGAAGAUCGUCAUGGAGGCGCAAAACAAGAAGUAAAAAAAAAAAAAGUAAA